AUGGCCAUGAACGAGGGCACGCCGCUGUGGCAGUCGCCGGCCAGCUCCGUGGCGUCCGUGGCCGGCUCCACCGUGCGCGAAGGUGCCGCGGGCCCCGCGCGGGCUCCUGCACGCGCGCGCCGCUCGGGCCUCUUCCCCGCUGGCGUGACCCCGCGCAUGAUCCGCGCCGCGACCGUCGCCGGGCUGCUGGUGGCCAUGGCCGUCUACAUCAUCGGCGGGACGACGCUCGCUACGACGGUGCAGGGCGCGGAGGCGGCGACGCUGAGAGACGCGGAGGCCGCACAGACCAGGAACAGCCGGACGGACGGCGCGGCCGCUAACGACGGCGUACUGUUCCUGCCGGGCUUCGGCGCCCCGCUGGAGAAGCAGGUGGGUCCAGCGCAGAGACUCUCUCAGCUCAGAGGAGCGGACGGCGUGUUGCGCUCGGUGCUGCUGCCGUUCUGGCCGCUCGUGCUGGCGUGCGUGGUUGUGUUGGUCGUGCUGAGACUCAUGGACGGCCCGUGCCUCGACUAUUAUACGCGCGCGCCCCUGCAGAUCGACGACCGAACACCGCUGCUGCUGUGGCUCAAUGGAGGGCCCGGCGCGUCGUCUAUGACGGGGCUGCUCGCUGAAAUGGGGCCCUACCGACUCACCAAAGAGCGGAAGCUCAUCCCGCACGUGCACUCGUGGACCAACAUCGGCCACAUGCUCUUUUUCGACCAACCCGUUGGGACGGGAUACUCAUCAGUACGCGACGACGUCGGUCACGUGAAUACACAGGAGGAAGUAGCGGAGCAGCUUUAUCGCGGCCUUCAGGGAUUUUUCAGACGUCACCCGGAGUACAAGCACAAUCCGCUGUACGUAUGCGGCGAGUCGUACGCGGGCAAGUACGCGCCGUCGAUCUCGCACUACAUCCAUAUGAAGAACAGCGGCGCUCUUGACCAAGACGACGUGAUGAUCAACUUGACCGGCGUGGCCAUUGGCAACGGAGACAUGUGGCCCGUGCUCCAGACUCGUUCAGUACCAGAUUUUGCUAUCGCCCUGGGGCUCAUCGAUUCGCAGCAGUACGAGAACGCCAACGCGCGGAUCAGCGUGUGCGAGGAGCUGCACCGACAAGGGCGCGACGUGGAAGCCUUCCAGGUGUGCCAAGCCGUCACCCAGAAGAUCUACGAGGCCGCGGGGAACCCGUUUAUUUAUGACAUCCGCCAAUCGGGGAACACCUUCUCGGACGUGAGCACGCUGCUGUCGAGCUACUUCAACGACGAUGCAGUGCGUCGAGCGCUGAACGUGCCACCCGGAACGCCUUGGAUGUCGGUGGACGGGUCUGCCUACGGCACCUCACCGUCAGCACCGGCACUCGUGCGUCACCUGCUGCAGGACGAGAUGCUGGACGUACCGAUCGACGUGUUCCGCGACCUUCUGGACAACUACAAGUUCCUCUUCUACGCCGGCAACAUGGACGGCUCCGUAUGCAACAACCUGGGCGUAGGGCGCAUCAUCGACCGACUUGCCUGGACAGACACAGCCAAGUACCGCGUGGCCAAGCGUCAGCCGUGGAUGGUGGACGGGCAGGUGGCGGGGCUGGCCAAGUCGGCAGGCAACAUGAGCUACGUGGUGGUGCUGAACUCGGGUCACCUGGUGCCCGCCGACCAGCCCGAGGCGUCGCUAGACAUGAUGCGGCGCUUCAUCAACAACGAGCCCUUCACCAGCCCACACCCAUACACAGCUCCUAGACCAACCAGCCCACGCUCCUCCUUCCAGUCUGCGCGUCCGUCCAUUGCGUUUUUGUCGUGCAGAGGGACCGCCACCGCAGGUUGUACAUACCUAUACAGCAGAGCCGUGAGCGAGCAA
This is a messenger RNA of Phytophthora sojae, 1830 nucleotides long. RefSeq lists its product as hypothetical. Gene Ontology annotation, molecular function: serine-type carboxypeptidase activity. The record is from RefSeq and is a predicted model, not a curated record. Gene Ontology annotation, biological process: proteolysis. The annotation marks the transcript as partial. The transcript has 3 exons. Lineage: Eukaryota; Oomycota; Peronosporomycetes; Peronosporales; Peronosporaceae.